CCUGUUGGGGAUGAUCCAGGUUUACUUGGUCCCGCCUCAGCACUGGGGGCUGGACUUGAUGACUUUUCGAGGUCCCUUCCAGCCUGACGUUUCUGUGAAUGCAAAUAAAAAUGAAUGAAUAAGGGCCUGAAUCUGGUCCCAUGUUACCCGGAGUACUGAAGUCAAUGGGGCUGCAAAGGGGUCCGUAUUUCAGUUGAAACUUAAACCUGAGGGCUGGACUGAAUGGUGACUUGAACUCCCUGGCAAUCCCAUGAAUCUUUCUGAAAGAUGAGAGCAGCUGGCUCUAGUGACCUGGCCACCUUCCCAUUUGGGUAAUUUCAAGGGUUGGUUGGCUAGAAAAUGAUUUUUGGUUCAAGAAAAUGUUUGAGAUUUUGACUUUUCAUCCCAGUUUGACACAGGAAAAUUUUUCAAUAUCUUGAAAAUUUGUGUAGGAAAUCCAUUUUCUGCCCCAGCCCUGGUAAUUACAUGAGUGUAAACUUGCUUCUGUAGCUGGAGUUGGCUACAUUGCUCCUUUUCACUUCCUGCCCUAAGCCACUGUGCAGUGCUGUGGGGCUGUCAAACAGCUGCCCCGCUCCACACCACAGUGGAUGAAGAGAUUUCCAUACACAGCAUAAGGGCCCAAUCCUGCAUGAUGCUGACUCUGCUGAGGCACUUCCUGUGACAUGCUGGGCACCCGCAACACUGAGCAAAGUCCAGAGGAGUGGUGGGUGCUCAGCUGCUUUUAGGAUCAGCUCCUGCCUUCAGUUCCUUAAAGCACGGCACAUUAUGACACAUUGUCACUGGGAUCCUUAUGGCAGUAAAUAGGGCUUUGUGCCAUUGUCAAUCAGUGUUAUUCGGAGGGUGGUACUUACAAGAACCGGGCUGGGGAGACAUUGUGCUUGAAUAGCGUUAUGGUUUCUAUUGGUCUUGUCUGUACUACCUCUGACAACAUUCAGCACCUUAACAGCGAGCCUGAGGACCUGAUUCUCAUAGGCACUAAGCCCCUUUCCACCACGGUAACAUACAGGGCCCUGGAAGUGGGUCUGAGUGUAAUUUCUGCUCCUCUAAACUCCUCCUUACAUUGGUGCAAAGGGGAAGCUGUGUAACUGUGAGUAAUGCCCUUGGGCUAGAAAUCAGGCAGAAUUUUGGCCAAUCCAGUCAUCCUUCGUCAAGCCAAACUCCUGCUUCCACUUAACAUUGCCUCAGUCAGGGACUGCAGGAUUUAGCCCAGGUCACUCCCCAACCAUGUUGGGGAGGAAGGCAGGGGAGGGUAGAAGGGAAGGAAGGAAGGACGAUGGUCCCCAGCUUUAGAGAGCUGCCUGGAAGGAGUUUGUGACAGAUGGAUCCAGGGGAGCUGCAGCCAUUCAGUACAGCCUCAGAAGUGGGGUGUGGUCUAAGGAGAUGUGGCCAAGUCACCUAGAGAAUCUGUUCUUUUUUGAGCCAGUCGCUCUGAUCACUACCCCAGGUUGCCCUCUAUUAUCAGCUGUUUCAGAAGGGACACUGACAGAUGCACUUUACUUCUUUCUCCCCGCUUUGUGCAGCCAGACGCAGCUUUCUAACCAGCCAUGUUCCGUUCAUUUUUAGCCAGUUCAUUGCUAGCUCCAAGAUGAGGCCCUUCACUUCAGUAGGAUUGAGGCUCCUAACCCUGUUAGCCGUGUUUGAAAAUCCCACUAGGGGCCUCUCUGCAUCUAUAAGCACCCAAAUACUUCUGAAAAUCUGGCCCUAAGUCUCUUGAAAAAGGGACUUGGGCAUUUUGAAAAUUGUAUCCUUCAUUGUCUCAUUUCUCACACAUGCCAGAGCUUCAAUUUGAUGAUUUAAAAUGCAAUUAAAGUCUUCCAAGACAAGACUCCAAAUGAUUGUUACAGGCCAGCAUUGUACCACCAAGAAAUAUGGGAUAAUUAUGGACUAAUCUUGAAUGCAGAGAAAUUCUGUACCUUCUGUAGAUUCUUUAACCCACCCCUCUAGUAUCUAUCACCACAGCACAUCUCCUCAGAGGCAUUCCUCACCGGAAAUGACCAAGACACUGUACCCAGUCACUGCAGCAGUGCAUUAGAGAUCAGCCUUUGGGCUAGCGAGUCGGGAUUUUCUUUUCCUUUUUUUUUUUUUUUUUUACAAAAAUGAUCUUUGCCAAGUACCUGGUUUUAUCUUCUUUAGUGCUAGGAGUGCAGUUAUUUCUGUACCAGACUCAGCAGAUCCAGUUUGUUGAAGUUAAUGGCAGUGCAGAGAUCCACUGUUCUUCCAAAGAAAAAAUGGAAGGAGAUGACAUGUUUUGGUAUUUGAGAAGAGAAGGAGAGAAACCCAUAUGCAUUAAGUACUGUUUGGAUAAUCUAAAUGUAAGUAAAUUUACUUGCAAACAUGAGAGACACAGCUCGACACUGGAAAUCAACAAUAUCCAAAAGAAUGAGACUGGCGUUUACUACUGUGCAUUUAUAUACACUAGCUACCUGAUUUUUGGAAAUGGAUCCACACUGAUUGUUGGAGACAGUUAUACAAACAGCAGCUGGGUGAUGCUUCUGGUCCCAUUUCCACAUGGUAGUCAAGUCACUGGGACAGCAAAUCUGGCCUGUGUGAUCCAUGGAGUGUCCAGCCCAGUCCAUGUUUCCUGGAGUGUUUCUGGGGAGCUGCAGGAACAGGGGCUGAUGCGCUCAUUGAAAGCAAAGGAUGGAUCGUUAACACUCAUAAAUCACAUCAGUGUCCCCAUGGACACCUGGACCAGUGGGAAGAUUUUCAUGUGUGAAGUCAAAUUCAACUCUUCUGGCAAGAGUGUGAAGAAAAGCACGAGGUAUCCUGCAGCCCCUGCCAGGGAGUGCUCACAUUACAUUGUGCCCCUUGUGGCUGGAGCUGGUCUGCUGCUGCUGGUGGUGUCUCUGAGCCUCGUCUGGACCCUCUGCCCUUCCGCACUAGGACUCAAGCCCAGGGUCUCAGCACCCCCGGCUUCACAGGAGCACCAGGGUGGAAUCUUAUACGCUCAUCUGGAUUUCGAUUCACGGAAUCGCGACGGGCGCACGAUGCAGCCAUCAGCCAGAGGAAAAGGUGUAAAACCCUGAACUGUCUCGUGCAGGGGAAUCCGCACGUGGGAACUGAUGGCUGGUUCUCUGCUGAUUGGACGUAGACAGAGCCUUCUUCCAGCUGGCUAUCUCAGUCUAUUUUCUUUUUUAUUUUCUCCACUUAUGUUUCAAAUAUAAAGGUCAGAAGAUCCCCAAAGAGAAUCUCCUUUUGGGAUAUAAAGGCACAUGGUGUAGAUGACUUUACACGUCACUUGUGAAUUAGAUUGGAAGCUCUUUGGGGCAAGGACUGUCUUUUUGUUCUGUGUUUGUGCAGCACCGAGCACCAAGGGGCCAGAUGCAUAACUGGGGCUCCUGGGUGCUAUGAUAAUACAAUCAUUAUCAUCCUCCUCCUCCUCCCCUCAUCUGCAGAGAGACCCGGACACAGCUGAACGGCUGCAGCUUCCCGGCACAAAGAGUGAGGCUGGACGGCAGGAGGCUGCAGAGGGGACAUGCAGCCCCUGUAUACGCCACAGCUCCCAGCUGAUCCUCAGCAGGCUUGUGCUCACGUUACAUGGAAAUGCAACGGGAUUCUGAAGGGGAAUGAUGGAUGCGGUAGAAGCUCUGAGUGAUGAGAAUCUCUCCCCAGGCCCGUGCUGGAGCUGCUAAUACAGUGUCCCUUCUAGAGACUGCUGCUUUUCCCCAUGGGCGAGAUCCACAGGCCCCCAUAUGCCAGCCCCUCUGCACCAUCUAACAAUAACAACACGUUUUCAAUGACUAGAGCUCUCCUGGUGCCUGAACCUGCACAUCACAACUUCUUGUUCUUCAAGCUGUCAUUCUGUCACUCAUUAAAAAGGGCCGGCAACCCCA
Molecule: messenger RNA, 3833 nt
Organism: Chelonia mydas (Green sea turtle)
Lineage: Eukaryota; Metazoa; Chordata; Testudines; Cheloniidae
Product: immunoglobulin kappa light chain
Exons: 6
Coding region: 2097-3026 (309 amino acids)
Biological process (GO): regulation of immune response
Cellular component (GO): cell surface
Molecular function (GO): MHC class I protein binding; coreceptor activity
Source: RefSeq, a predicted model, not a curated record